Molecule: messenger RNA, 819 nt
Organism: Phytophthora nicotianae INRA-310
Lineage: Eukaryota; Oomycota; Peronosporomycetes; Peronosporales; Peronosporaceae
Exons: 1
Coding region: 1-819 (272 amino acids)
Source: RefSeq, a predicted model, not a curated record
AUGGAGUUCAGGGCGGCGGCGAGACAAGCGUCGCUACCAGGGUUUACUGUAAAUACAACGGACGAAGCAUUCGGUAUCCGAACAAGUGAAGACCAACUCAACGCGAUGUGCCCACACUUUAUGAGAUUACAACUGCUGCAUAACUCAAGGAUACGGGCAGCUAUGAGAGGUGGUAUCCUGUUUGAAAUAAACCAAGAGAAGACUACCGAAGUGCCGUAUGUUGAUGAAUGUACUCACCAAGGUAAGAUGAUGCCAUGGGAAGGAACUGUAGACCUCCAGUCAAUCCAAGGAGGCACACCCUAUCCUCUAGAAGUCACGGAGCCUCCAAAUCAAGGCCAUAACACCGAGGGUGUGAUGGCAAAAAGCCACUUUCGUCCAGACGUAUCAAUGGAGCAUAGAACAGAAGAUACUGUGGUCAAGAACAAGGACAAAAGCUUUCCGAAAGAGCUUACGCCUCCGAACACGGUGAUGAAGCGAGUGGUGUCGGCUAAGCGUAAACAGAGAGAGCAGCAGGAGAAGGAGAAAUAUGUCAGAAUGCCCAACUUCACGGCUAAUGGAGAAGAUGACGAUCUUCCAUUCUUCCGUAGUAAAGCGAGGGUGAUCAAAUCCACGACUUCGAAUAGUGAAGAACAGUGGCUAAAGCGGAAGUCGAGACGGGAAGCGAGUCCAGGGAAAUCGAAACAAAGUGAGCAGAAAACACCCCCACGAGCCACGAGGAGUUCAGUUAGAACACCAACUCGUGUGACAUGGAGCACACCAAAUCGAAUCAAGAAGUCACUGGGAAAUGCACGAAAGCGUUCACCGAAGAUCGCCCGGUAG